Sitophilus oryzae (rice weevil) is the source of this 1904-nucleotide messenger RNA. RefSeq names its product protein halfway (gene hfw). The record is from RefSeq and is a predicted model, not a curated record. The transcript is spliced from 9 exons. The coding region runs from base 226 to 1653 and encodes 475 amino acids. Gene Ontology annotation, molecular function: protein binding. NCBI's taxonomy places the organism in Eukaryota, Metazoa, Arthropoda, Insecta, Coleoptera, Curculionidae.
GGAUUUCAGUAGGUAUGAUCAUGGUAUGACGAGUUGCCUAAAAAUAGUUUGAGAUUAUUUUAAAAGUUUUCUGAGUUUUCUCACAACCUUCUAUUAUAAAUAAACCAUAAUAAACUUCAAGAUAUCAAAUCAAGGAUGUACUAUUAUUAGUUUGUUGCUGUUAUUUGUUAAGGAAAUGUUUCUUUGUUAAAGAAUUUUACUAUAAUGAUUGUAAACUUGUAAAAGAUGCAAAUGAGUUAUUCUCUGUACUUUCUAUUCUUGUUAAUAAUUCCUACUCACUGCCUUUUGCCCCCUGAUGACAGUAGUUGUCACAACCAUUGUUUUCAUCAGCCUUCCGAAUCAUGCCCACCAGUAACAAGUCCCUGUAAGUGCCAGAGAUUAUCAAACUGUAAUAAUGCCGCAGUUUGUUGUAAUGUUAACGCCUUUACUUUAACUGAAGGCCUAGCCUGUGCCAAUAUUAGCUCAACGACAGAUAUAAAAGCUUUACACAUACGUAAUGCUACAUUCGAGUCGUUCAAUCUUACCGUGCACCAGCAAGUUUGGAGAGUUCUUCUGUAUAUGACCAUUACCAAUGGCAACAUUACGCGCAUCGACGGCAAAUUGCCAAAAUCCACUAAAAUAUCCUGUUUGGAUUUGUCUUCGAAUCAUAUUAACUCGAUCGAAGAACGAGCACUGGGACAGUUGUAUAAUUUAAGCUUUCUCAAUUUAUCUCACAAUAAUUUAACGCAAGUGCCUAGUAUUAGAAUGGAAAACGUCACCGUGGAUAUAUCCAAUAACACUAAUUUGGCGUGCUCAAAUUUGAAAGUAAAAUUAGGCAACUCAAAGUUGACAUUUACCAAUGAAAAUGAAACGUUUUGUAUCACCUCUAAGGAUUUCGCAUGGUUUCAAACAACGGCCACUUUGCCCUUCUCUCAACUUAAACGAGUUCACGAACUACAAAAAAAUUGCGUCCUCAAUUGUACCUGCAGCAUGUAUCGACUGAAUCUGUCCCAAGUAAAACUUGCAUCUUUUGAAGUGGCUGUGAAUUGUUCAAAUAAAAAAUUUUCGGCCUUACCAGUGCCACUACCGCCUAAUACCAUUUUCUUGGAUGUUAGCAGUAAUAAUAUAACAUCCAUAAAAGAAUUGAAAAGUGAAUCUUCCUACGAAAACUUACGUUAUUUUUAUGCAGACAAUAAUCAGAUAUCUUCUUUAAAACCUUUAGAAGGAACUAAGUUUAUCAAUAAUUUUGAUACACUAAGCCUACAGAGAAACAAAAUUAAAUUGUUAGAUACCUAUGUUUUGGAUAACAUACAAUUUGAACGGAAUUUCAACCAAAGAAGAGUCCGACUAGGUUUCAACAAUUUACACUGUGACUGCAGUACUAAGAAGCUGAAGGUAUGGCUUUUAUCAAAAUUGAGUCAUAUACCUGAUCAUGACGAUAUACGUUGCGAGAAUAUGAAUGCCAAGGUUACUGAGUUGGAUCCAUCGAAAUUGUGUCAGAGCCCUCAAGAUUGGACUGAUUACAUCUACUAUAUUAUUACAGCAGAAGUUUUACUAUUAGUUGGAUUAAUCGUCAAAGUAUCAUAUGAUUACUGGGUGUUUAAAACUGCUGGAUAUUUACCAUGGCCAGCCAGUAAGAUGCCCAGGUUACCGUGUGACUGGUUGUGUGAAUAAAAGACUUGUUAAAUUAAACUGGAGUUAUAAAAGUAAAUAAUGUAAAUUUUAUUGACAAUCGUAGUUUAAUAUACUUUUUCAUUUUUAAAAUAUUUGUUAAUAUAAGUAGUAGUAAUGUACUCCUUCAAACUUGGAAAAAACCGAAAAAUUGUGUAGGUUGUCCAAAUUUUAAAACUUCAGAACAAUAAGAAGUAAAGCUGAUGUUAGUGAUAUUCCUAAUAAGGAACAGAUUAAUACACAAGACACAUUUU